Bacidia gigantensis is the source of this 387-nucleotide messenger RNA. RefSeq lists its product as uncharacterized. Gene Ontology annotation, molecular function: dynein intermediate chain binding. The coding region runs from base 1 to 387 and encodes 128 amino acids. The record is from RefSeq and is a predicted model, not a curated record. Gene Ontology annotation, cellular component: cytoplasmic dynein complex; cytoplasm. NCBI's taxonomy places the organism in Eukaryota, Fungi, Ascomycota, Lecanoromycetes, Lecanorales, Ramalinaceae. Gene Ontology annotation, biological process: microtubule-based movement. The transcript has 2 exons.
AUGGGAGACUCUACCACUACCGCUACUCUCGAAAACCUUUCUAGACUUGCCUCUAAACCCGGCGUUCAAUCCACGCUGAUAUUAUCAAAGAAGAACGGAUCUAUCAUACGUAGCACAGGCCUUCUGGCAUCUGCAUCGGCCUCUACGGAUAACGAUCAGGCUCUGAGCAAUGGAACUUCGCACGCGACCGAUGCUGGACCUUCAGAUAUGGGCGGCGAAUUGGAAGGACGGCCGAAGACUAAGACAGCCGAAGAAAUCGCAAAAUCCGUUAUGAUGUUUGUGGAAGCGUCGAACAUUUUUGCGCAAGGCAUGCAAGAUGGAGACGAGGUCAGACUGUUACGAACUCGGACAAAGAAGAAUGAGAUUGUGAUCGUGCCUGGUGAAUAA